Molecule: messenger RNA, 3914 nt
Organism: Serinus canaria (Common canary)
Lineage: Eukaryota; Metazoa; Chordata; Aves; Passeriformes; Fringillidae
Gene: SLC30A4
Product: solute carrier family 30 member 4
Exons: 8
Coding region: 136-1737 (533 amino acids)
Biological process (GO): response to zinc ion; zinc ion transmembrane transport
Cellular component (GO): plasma membrane
Molecular function (GO): zinc ion transmembrane transporter activity
Source: RefSeq, a predicted model, not a curated record
GGCGGGGCGAUGUAGGGGACAUGCCCUGACGGGACGACGAGCGAUCGGGGCGCCGCCUGCGAGGGCACAGCUGCGCCAGCGGAGCCGCCCGCGGCGGGUCGGCCGCGCCCGGCGAGGCCCCCGAGCGCCGCCGCUAUGGCUGGGGCCGGGCUCUGGGCGAGCAUCAAGUCCCUGCUAGGGAAGAGCGAGGACCCUCUGUUCCUGAACGACUCCAGUGCCUUUGACUUCUCGGACGAGGUGGGGGAUGAGGACUUCCCCAGGUUUAACAAGCUGCGCGUUGUGGUGGCGGACGACGGCUCGGAGGCGGCCCCGGAGACGCCGGUGAACGGGGCGUCCCCGGGGCUGCCGUCCGACGAUGAGUCCCUGCUGGACCGGGACAUCGCCCUGCGCAGCGCCCGGGCCGGCCGGCCGGACCCCUGCAGCGGCUGCAGCAGCCGGCGGGAGCGCUCCAAGCAGAGGAAGGUGAAGAAGCGGCUGACGCUCGCUGCCCUCCUCUACCUCCUCUUCAUGACGGGGGAGCUCAUAGGUGGCUAUGUUGCUAACAGUCUAGCAAUUAUGACAGAUGCACUUCACAUGCUAACUGACCUUAGUGGUAUUAUUUUGACCCUCCUUGCUCUCUGGCUGUCUGCAAAAUCUCCAACAAAGAGGUUCACUUUUGGAUUUCAUCGCUUAGGAGCAGCCUCUCACUUCUGCAACAAUUGCUCCUCCUUUUCUGCUCCCAGUGCCAGCAGGUUGUGGAGUGGAACAGGUUGUGGAGUGGAAAUACAUGAAACCCACCUGGAAGCAGCCCUGAGCAAUGAACCCACUGUGGCUGACCCUCCUUUGAGCAGGACUACAAUUUCCAGGGGUUCCUUUUCACUUCAACCAUCCUGCAUGAGUAGCAGCAGUGCAGCUCUCUGGAUGAGCAGGAGAGCCUGGGGCUGGGCAGAAGUUUCUCUGCUGCAGGAAGGAAGAGGAAAAGUACUGUCAGCCAUCAUUAGUGUACUGCUGGUCUAUAUCCUUAUGGCAUUCCUGUUGUAUGAGGCUGUUCAGAGAACCAUCCAUAUGGACUAUGAAAUAAAUGGUGAUAUCAUGCUCAUCACAGCAGCCGUCGGUGUUGCAGUUAACUUAAUAAUGGGGUUUUUGCUGAAUCAGUCUGGCCACCUUCACUCCCACUCCCAUUCCCACCCUCACUCUCACGCACCUCAGCCGAGCUCUCCGAGCGCAGCGCAGGGCAGCAGCCACGGGCACAGCAGCCACGGGCACAGCAGCCUGGCUGUGAGAGCAGCGUUUGUGCACGCCCUGGGUGACCUGGUACAGAGCAUUGGGGUGCUCGUAGCUGCCUACAUCAUCCGCUUUAAGCCAGAAUACAAGAUUGCUGAUCCUAUAUGUACAUAUGUAUUUUCCAUACUGGUGGUUUUUACAACAAUUCGAAUUCUGUGUGACACGGGAGUUAUUAUUCUGGAAGGAGUUCCAAGACACUUAAAUGUGGAUCGCAUCAAGGAAGACUUGAUGAAAAUUGAGGAUGUUUAUUCUAUAGAAGAUUUAAAUGUUUGGUCUCUCACUGCAGGAAAAACAACUGCCAUAGUCCACUUGCAACUAGUUCCUGGUAGUUCUUCUAAAUGGGAGGAUGUUCAGUCCAAGGCCCGGCAGCUGCUGCUGAACACGUUUGGAAUGUACAAGUGCUCUGUCCAGCUUCAGAGUUACAAACAGGAGAUGAGCAAAACCUGCGCGAAUUGUCAGAGUUCCAGUGCCUAAUUUCAUAUGUUUUGGGAACUGCUGCCUUAUUCUUUACCUUGUGUAGUCAAAGACUGAGAGCAAUAAAUGCAAAAUGAAAAUUAUCCAAUAGUAACCAUUAAUAUGUGGAUUUGUACCAUGGGACAUGCAGCAGGGAGAACUGGUGCUGCAAAAAGUGCAGUGGUUGCCCUACAGAACAUGUAUUUCACUCUCUCUGUUGUACUGGUUCAUUCAAUUUAUUAUGGUUUUUAGACAAAGCUGGUUUUGGAUUAUUGUUUACAAACUGGAACUUGGCUCUGCAGAUACCUCACGAAUUACAGUCCAAUAUUGUCCUUUAAACAUUACGUACCACAAAGUACCUGCGCUCCAAAAGGAGCAUCAGAUAUUCAGUAUUUCAGUCAAAAGUCUCUAAAGCUGAUCAUACCAGGGUUGCACAAUGUAUCAUGAUCCCCAAAUUCAUUAUUCAGUAUUUUUGCAAUAGUAAUUUUCAGACAGUAUCUCAAACUAUUAACACAUACAUUAAAUUGAAUUCUCAUGGAAGCUGUCUCUUUGGAGACAGUGCAAAAUACAGAAUUUCCUGUACCCAGACCAGAAAGUUAGCUUUAAUCUGGGCAUUCAGAGAUCCAGACAGGAAGAUCCUUGCCCAGACUUCUGGUAUUUAUCUAGAGACCCAACACUGGACCCAAAGUGUUUUAAGUGAUCAGUUAUCUUUAAUGUGUUUUAGAAUAGGAUUUAUACAUUAGAAACAGGUUAUUUAUUUUAUAAAGUUUUGACUUGUAAGAGGAAUUUAUUAUUAAUGAUCUUGAAUGUCUAAACUAUCAUUUGAUUCACAUUAAAAGGCCAGUUGAUUAGCAUGCAUGCUAAUUGUAAUUAAUAAGUGUCCUGUAAUCGAUAAUUUUUUCCAUGAUUGUUUUGUUUUAUAAGAAAAGUCAAAUGAUAGAAGUGCUAUUUGACUUGGAAAUACUCUCAAAUGCAAUCUACAGAUAUGUGCAUCUAACAGGAAAGUGGGGAGCAGAAGUUUUAGACAUGCACAAUUCCAUCCAUCACAAUCUCUGACCUUUCAUCUUUGCUUUAAGCACAGUGUGGCAGCAUCCUGACAGGAAUGCCAGUGUGAUUGCAGUUCCCACUACUUAGCUUAUGGAUAAAGCAAAAUCCAAGCAAGCUCCGUAACCUAAAGGUGUUGGACAACAAUAUGGUAACAACCUACAGUGGCAGAAAGGCCCUUUUGUAUUUACAGAGAGGAGGCAAUGUGGAAAGACUGUAUUCAUCUGGACAGCUCAGAGUCCACAAAGUGGAACUGUUUGGCCUCAUUGUGGAACCCCUGUAUUCUGAAUGUGCCCAGGAUAAGAAAUCUUUACACUAAGCUACCAUACACCUACAAGCCCAGAAUUAACCUGCUUCUGACGUCAGUGGCAUUCAAGAAGCUAAGGGCAGCAAGAACAUGAUCUACAAAGUUCAGAAGAUGCCAAGAUCUUGGCUUCAAAUAUUUUUUGUUUAUUCUGUACUUUCACUUUAUGCAGAACUUCCACUGACAUGAAAAGUAGUUCUCUGUGUGGAUCAGAAAGGAAAGCUUUUGCCCAGUUAUGGUUACUGUGAUAUUCAGCUGUGAAUACUUCAUCUAUUUUCUGUUUUGAAACUUGCUAGGGUUUCACAUUUUCAUAAGGCUGAUUUGGUGGUAACAAUUUUGGCUUCUUUUCUUCCCUUUUUGGAGGUAGGAAUCACAUGAUGAAUUUUUAUUGAUGAAAGCUGACAGCGCAUUAGGAAUCUGGACAGAAUGCACAUAACAGCGGAUUGUGUUUGUAUCUGUUUGGGCAAGAAACAGGAACACUGGUGUACAGCAUGGGAGUGUGUGCAGCUGAAAAGCAGCACUGUGCUUGGUAAGGUAAUGCUGCAAUACAAACACUAUCAUUAAUUAAGCCAUAUCACAGUUCAUGAAAAAUGUGCAUCCCAUCCUUUCAAAUUUACUGGAAAAACCCACAAACAACAGUUAUUUUGCACAUACUAAUGCUCAAAUGGGUUUUAAUUAAAUUGGGGUUUACAGUUGAUGUAAUUAGAUGUUGAAGUACAGUAGACAUGUAUUGUAUUUGCAGGUUUUUAAUAAUUUACUAUACAUUUGUUUAAUUGAAAAAAAAAGGUGUGUUGUUUUAUUGUGGGUUUUAUUAAAUCGAUUAUUAAACUUCACAUUGUCUUAUAAAAUA